AUGGCUUCAGAUCCUGUUGUAAAUGGCGUGAACGGCACGGCAACUGCCAAUGGCCGCCGCACGCCUUCGCUUUCGGGCCUCUCCCUCACCGAGUACAGCGCCAACCCGUCGCCGCGAUCGGCCAACAAACAAGCUCACAUUAAGCAGCUCGUACCCGACGAGCUGCUCCUACCCAAUGGACACCCAGAUUAUGUUGGCAUGAUCCUCAACUCGAGGGUCUACGAAGCCUGCAAGAGAACGUCUCUGACCCCCGCCACGAACCUCUCCAAGCGACUCGAGUGCAAUGUCCUUCUCAAACGCGAAGAUGAGCAACCGGUGUUCAGCUUCAAGCUGCGCGGCGCCUACAACAAGAUGGCCAACCUCGACCCGGAGCUGAGCUGGAAGGGUGUGAUUGCUUGCAGCGCCGGCAACCAUGCCCAAGGCGUUGCAUACUCGGCUCGCCAGCUGAAGAUCCCGGCCACCAUUGUCAUGCCGCAGGGAACUCCUGCGAUCAAACAUCAGAACGUUUCGAGGAUGGGGGGAACUGUAGUGCUACACGGUGCCGACUUCGAUGCUGCGAAAGAGGAAUGCGUCCGCCUCGAAAAGCAAUACGGUCUGAUCAACAUCCCGCCUUUCGAUGAUCCCUACGUUAUAGCCGGCCAGGGUACUAUAGGAUUGGAACUUAUUUCCGAUACCAAUCUUUCCAAAGUGGACGCCAUUUUCUGCUGCGUCGGCGGCGGCGGCCUCAUUGCCGGUAUCGGAGUCUUCAUCAAGCGCGUAGCACCCCACGUCAAGAUCAUUGGUGUGGAGGCUGAGGAUGCCAAUGCCAUGGUGCAGUCGCUCGAGAAGGGCGAGCGCGUAUUCCUGAAAGAGGUCGGUCUGUUUGCGGAUGGAGCGGCUGUGAAGACUGUUGGAGAGGAGACGUUCCGCAUCUGCAAGGAGGUUGUAGAUGAGGUCGUCCAGGUCACAACGGACGAAACUUGUGCUGCCAUCAAGGAUGUCUUUGAGGACACCCGGUCUAUCGUCGAGCCUGCGGGUGCCUUGGCCCUUGCUGGACUCAAGAAAUGGGUCAAGAACAACCCCUCCAGUAACCCAAACCGAUCAGUCAUUGCUGUCACCAGCGGUGCGAACAUGAACUUUGACCGGCUGCGAUUCGUUGCUGAGCGAGCGACCUUGGGAGAGGGCAAGGAAGCAUUGCUGGCGGUCAGCAUUCCGGAACGACCCGGGGCCUUUUCCGAACUCAUCAACACCAUCAUGCCCCAUGCCGUGACGGAAUUUUCCUACCGAUACGCUACAGACGAGGUUGCCAACGUGCUUGUUGGUAUCUCGCUCACGGCACCUGCCAGCCAACGUGUGACCGAACUCGAGACGCUGCUGGAGCGAAUCAACGCGUCAGGUAUGACGGCCACAGAUCUGUCGGGAGAUGAGCUUGCCAAAUCACACAUCCGAUACCUGGUCGGUGGACGGUCUAAUGUGGCCGACGAGCGUGUCUACACGUUCACAUUCCCAGAGCGGCCGGGUGCUCUCCAGAAAUUCCUCAACACGCUGCGACCGCGAUAUAACAUCAGCCUGUUCCAGUACCGAAACGGCGGCAGCGACGUUGGUAAGAUCGUAGCAGGCAUCCAGUGCCCCGAUGCCGAGGUGGCAGGGCUGGAGAGGUUCUUGAAGCAGAUCGGGUACCCAUGGGAAGACUGCACAGAAAACAGUGCCUUCAAGACCUUCCUGAGGAACUGA
Neoarthrinium moseri is the source of this 1713-nucleotide messenger RNA. RefSeq lists its product as uncharacterized. Gene Ontology annotation, molecular function: threonine deaminase activity; pyridoxal phosphate binding. The transcript is spliced from 2 exons. Lineage: Eukaryota; Fungi; Ascomycota; Sordariomycetes; Amphisphaeriales; Apiosporaceae. The record is from RefSeq and is a predicted model, not a curated record. Gene Ontology annotation, biological process: L-threonine catabolic process. Bases 1 to 1713 code for a protein of 570 amino acids.